This is a messenger RNA of Liolophura sinensis, 1154 nucleotides long. Its product is annotated as isoamyl acetate-hydrolyzing esterase 1 homolog. The record is from RefSeq and is a predicted model, not a curated record. Bases 1 to 735 code for a protein of 244 amino acids. Lineage: Eukaryota; Metazoa; Mollusca; Polyplacophora; Chitonida; Chitonidae. The transcript has 6 exons.
AUGGCCGGUGAUAAUAGGAAAGAAGGCGUUGUUUCUUGGCCGAAAGUUGUACUUUUUGGAGAUUCCCUUACACAGCGUGGUUUCUCUUCAGAGGGCUGCUGGUGUUCCUUGACAGCUGACUAUCUUACAAGGAAAUGUGAUGUAUUGAACAGAGGUUUUUCUGGUUACACCUCUCGCUGGUGUAAGCUUGCUCUGCCAAAACUUGUCACCUCAACUGAGGCCAAAGACAUUUUGCUUUUUACCAUCUUCCUGGGUGCCAAUGACUCCAAUGACAGCAUUAUCAACCUCAGACAGCAUGUCCCAUUGGAGGAGUUCAAGCAGAACCUGGUAGAAAUAGUUGAGUACUUACAGAGUAUAGGUGUUGGUCGUGAUAAGAUUGUUCUGAUUGGACCCCCAGCCGUUGAUGAACAGGCUUGGGCCAGAUAUUCCAGGGAGGUAAACAAUAUGGAGAGUGGUAAGACAGAUGCCCUCACCAAGGCUUAUUCUCAGGCAGUGAGUCAAGCUGCUUCUCAGUCUGGGACAGAAUUCAUCGAUAUCUUCUCUGAGAUGAAAAAGUCAGAUAACUGGCGCACAAUGUUGGUUGAUGGCCUCCACUUUUCCAACACUGGCUCUCACUUUGUCUUUGAUAUUCUCAAGCCUACCAUUGACCGCCGUACCUCCCAUUUACCUACACUGCUCCCUGACUGGAAGGACGUCAACACGGAAAACCCAGAGGAUUCCUUUAAUAGACUGUGAUGUUAGGGCUACUUAUUAAAGAGCUGUUGAUAUUUUUAAUUUUAUCUAAGGUUAUUAUGGGUAUAUGAUAAUAUUUUGUAAUGUGAAUAAGUUCUCCAGUACUGUAUUAAAGAAAAUUUCAACGACAUUUAUAGAUCAAAACCAUAGAUGGGCAGCACAUCACAAAUAUAAUUGAGAUGAGAUGUGUUGUAAGGCGAAGUAACUAUUCACACUUAGAGAACCUCACUUGCUCCAAUACCGGUCCUAAGUACACAUAUUGGUGCUGGCAUAAUACAUUCGUAUCGUUAAAGCUAACUACUGUGUUACAGACAAGCAUUUUAUUUUUGUACAUGUAAUUUUUUAAAACCAUUUUUUGAGAUUGCAAAGCUUACCACCAUGAAGCUUUGCACCUUGAAGCUAAAACAAUAAACUAUUUAUAA